Messenger RNA from Rubroshorea leprosula, 1563 nucleotides. The record is from the annotation of a GenBank genome assembly. Lineage: Eukaryota; Viridiplantae; Streptophyta; Magnoliopsida; Malvales; Dipterocarpaceae.
AAUCUGAAACCCUUUCCGAGUUUCUGCUUCUCCGUCUCUCCUCCUCUCUAAAAGGGUUGCUCAAAUGGCCGAUGAUCAAGAAACAGCUGACAAACAAUCAGAAGCUACUUUGUCAAAUCCAUCUCAAAAACAGGAAACUCGUGAUGAAGUGCUAUCUAGGCACAGGAAAGAGAUAUCUAAUCUGCAGAAGAAGGAAAUUGAAAUGAAGAAGGCAGCAGCGAAGGGUAGCAAAGCUGAGCAAAAGGCUAAAAAGAAGCAGGUUGAGGAAGAGAUCUCUCAACUCUCUGCUAAGCUUAAAGAAAAGCAUGCCCAAGAGCUUGCUUCAUUAGGAUACAGCACUAGUAAUGAAAAUGAGAAAAACAGUAUUGACAACUUGGUGAAGGCCAUUGCUGGGGUUUCUGUUGCCAGUCAGCCUGACCAUUCAAAGCCCAGCAAGAGUGCAAAGAGACGAGAGAAAAGAGCUCAGCAAGAAGCUGCAAGAGAGCAAAGAAUUCAAGAAGAGCGGAGCAACAUUGUGAGUGAGAGAAUGAUUGAAGAUGAGAAAUUGGUGAAAAAACUUGAACCCCUUGGAUUGACGAUCAACGAAAUAAAGCCAGAUGGACAUUGCCUCUACCGAGCUGUUGAAGAUCAACUGGCACUUCUGUCAGGUGGUUCUUCUCCUUAUACAUACCAAGAGCUACGUGAACUGGUGGCUGCUUAUAUGAGGAAAAACAUGUCUGAUUUCCUUCCCUUUUUCCUGGCCGAGAAUUUGGCAGACGAAGAUGCUGGAAACUCACCAGCAGAGAGAUUUGAGCAUUACUGUAAAGAGGUGGAGUCAACAGCUGCUUGGGGAGGACAGUUAGAGCUGGAAGCUUUAACUCGCAGCCUAAGAAAACAUAUCAUGAUAUUUUCAGGAUCCUUCCCUGAUGUGGAGAUGGGAAAGGAAUACAAAGCUGAAGGAGGGUCUUCUUCAUUCAAAGGUUCUGUUAUGUUAUCAUACCAUAGGCAUGCCUUUGGUCUUGGCGAGCACUAUAAUUCUGUGGUCCCAAAUGUGAUCGCAUAGGUAACUUCAAAUCACCAGCGGUAGAUUCCUAUCUGUAUCGAUAUUUACUUUAUUAUGAUCUCUUGAGAGAAUAAGUGACAAACUCUAAGUUAAAUUACAAAACUACGCAUGUGAUUGAUGCUAGUUGAUUCAUUAUUUAUGUUUAUCUCCUAUUGGUUGAUUCGGGCGAAUAACUUUGUCUUUGUCCAGAAUGGUGAAAUCCAGAAUUCCAGAUAACAAUGUUGCACAGAAUUUUGCUGCUUUGCAACUAGACAAGCCACAUUGCAGAAUGCAGAUCGAUGUUAGCGGUCUAAACUUUUCUUCUCAUACAAGAGAAAAGAAAGAGAAGAAAAUUUGUAGAAGCUGCUAUUUAGGAACAUCAUUUAAAUCCACAUCUCUGUGAAUUGUGAUGCUGAGAUCACCGUGAUCUUUGGAGAUUCAUCCACCGAAGUUGAUAUUCUCUCACAGACACUAGUACAUCAUCUCAACUCAAUCUCUCUCCUUUGUAAGGGAGAAAAGAUCAAGAAAAAUGUGAACAUAUC